CUCAGUGCCGCGCGCUGUUGCUAAGGGCAGCGGCAGGCGGGGGCCCAUAGCAACGGCGGGGCCGCGAUGGACGGAGCGGGGGGACCGGGCUGUCCCGCCGCCCACAGCAUCUUUGAGGAUGAAAGCAUGAAACUACGACAGCUGAAACUACAGAAUCAGAGAGCCCUUCUAGAGAAGAAGCAGAGGAAGAAACGUCUUGAUCCGCUGAUGGUACAGCCAAAUCCUGAGGCCAAGCUGCGUAGGUCAAAGCCCAAAGGGUGCGAGGAGCAGACUCCUUUAGUAGAAACUCCUACCCCUGUCCACAGUGAUGUUGUUUUACAUGGCAUUGAUGGACCAGCUGCUUUCCUGAAAUCGGAAGUGCAGGAUUUGGGGACCAAGCUCCAAACUCUGUCUGCUGGAUCUACCAAACCAGAAGACAAUGCAGAUAAGGAAAAUGAGGGAGAGGCUGCAACAGACACAGCAGGCAAACCAGAUCUGCAAGAAAUAUUACAGAAACGAGGAAUUUCAGGCAGUUUGAAUUUUGAUGAGGAGGACACAGAAGAGGAAGAAGCUAGUAAGAGACCAGUAUCUCAUUCACCAUACCCUGAAUCUGAGAGGCCUAGUUCUGCAUCCAGCGAGAAGUCUUUUGCAGAAACAGGUGCUUCCUGUAGUCCAUCCCCUCAGGCAGAAGCACAGCUGGGAGAAGUAGAGAACUUGGAGGAUUUUGCCUUGCGCCCUGCACCCCGUGGAAUUAGUGUCAAGUGUCGAAUCACUAGAGAUAAAAAGGGAAUGGACCGGGGGCUCUUCCCUACUUACUACAUGCAUCUGGAAAGGGAUGACAACAAAAAGACAUUCCUUCUUGCGGGGAGAAAAAGAAAGAAGAGCAAAACAUCCAAUUACCUCAUAUCAGUUGACCCAACUGAUUUAUCUCGGAAAGGGGAAAGUUUCAUUGGAAAACUCAGGUCAAACCUCAUGGGAACCAAAUUUACAGUCUAUGACCAUGGAGUUAACCCAGUCAAGGCACAAAGUCUAGUGGAAAAGGCUCAUACAAGACAGGAGCUUGCAGCUAUUUGUUAUGAAACUAAUAUCUUAGGAUUUAAGGGUCCCAGAAAAAUGUCCGUGAUCAUUCCAGGAAUGAACAUGAAUCAUAAGCGAAUUCCAAUCCGUCCACGAAAUGAGCAUGAGGGUCUGCUGUCAAAAUGGCAAAACAAAAAUUUAGAGAACCUUAUUGAGUUGCACAACAAGGCUCCAGUCUGGAAUGAUGAUACUCAAUCCUAUGUUUUGAACUUCCAUGGGAGGGUCACUCAGGCCUCAGUGAAGAACUUCCAGAUUGUCCAUGACAAUGACCCUGACUACAUCGUGAUGCAGUUUGGUCGUGUAGCAGAAGAUGUGUUCACUCUGGACUAUAAUUACCCUCUCUGUGCUCUUCAGGCCUUUGCUAUUGGACUCUCCAGCUUUGAUAGUAAAUUGGUCUGUGAAUGAGGGACAACAGACUUGAAACAUGGAACUCAUUCCCACCCCUACAUCUUGUAAGAGUUCCAGGUGUGGCAAUGAAGAGGAUAUUGGAAGGGAUAUGGAGGACAGACUUCUGCAGGCUUGUAAGAAAACCAAUUCCAACCUUCAGAGCAUUGCGGGAGUUGACAGUGGACCACCUUGGGGGCAGCCUCUGUACAGAUUGUGGAAGAACAAGCAAUCUAGGUGAUGUUUCUGUCAUUGGUGUUGAUUCUGCUUUUAGAAUCCUUGUUUACAGAUGCUGCAUGAGAGUGGGCUAAGCCCACUAGUUGGAACUUCUUGCAGCUAGGAUUAGAAAAAUAAUGGCUAAGUGUUAAUUUACCUUGAAGAUUCCACAAAGCCUGGGAGAUGAUGCUACUCAAGAGUUCCUAAUCAGAUUAAUACAGAAAAAAAGAGAACAGCUGGAAUUAGACAUUGGCUCUCAUACAACACUUUUACUCUGUGGAAUGAUUGUCUGCUAAGACUGAUACUCCAUUUCCCUUUCAGUAUUCUAAUUAUUGUCUAUCCCUUGACAGUCUUUUUACCAAAUGAAGAACAAUCAAAUCUCAAACACUCCCUUUUCAGUUGGUGAUAUUAUAUGCAUUGCUACUUCUGAUACUUUUAACCAUGUGAAAAAUGAGAUGGAAGAGAUGAUAGAAAAUUACUAAAUUUGGCAGAAGAUAGUAUUGUAACAAUAUACAGUACCACUUCUGAAAAGCAGUGCUCUGAUUGAAUCUAGACUGUAAACUGAUCUGAAAUAAUUCUUAAUUUCCCCAUUGUUCAUGAAAUUUGCUAUGUUUUUAGGUAUAAGUUUGUGACCAAUUUUAUUUUUUUUAACAUGAGAUUAUCUCAAGGCAUGACAUAUUAAAGUAGAUUUUAUAGAAAUAAUUUUAACCUGACUGUAAGAAGGAGUUACCUCAAAAAGAGAUUACAGGUAUUUUCAAAGGCAAAGGUAAGUUUCAUGUAAUUGUACCGCGAGGCUUUGCAAUGUCUCCUUCCAAUGUUCCAUUUUCAUACUGGAUGUACAGUGUGGAGACUGUGUCACAGCAUGGAACACUUCUUGAUUCAUGUGGCCUUAACUCAUCAGAGUGGAUGGCAGCACAGUGUGACCUGGAGGCCUCAGUGCACACAUCUUCUGUGUACUGAAGCAGAGAAUGGUUACUGUCUUGCCUGCUUCUUGCCUAUUACACAUAUUCACGAUGGUCUUGGAAAAGUCUGUCCCUCUACUGAGACAAGAAUUAGGUGUUCUCCAGCUUUGGAUAUUGUCCUUGUCAGCAGACUAACUCUGUUUCAAGCUGCAAAGAGCAGAUAUAUUGCUUUUGGUCUCUGGAGUCUUUGCAGUGGUAGAUAUCACUUGCUCUUUCAAAUUAACAAAACUUUGUCAAGACGUUUUCUGAUACUGCCAGAAAGAAUAAUGAUCAUAAUCAUGUGUAAACGCUGUAUGUAACUGUAAAAUAUGAACUGAGGCUGAGAAGUCUGGCUCUUGUAUCUCUCAGAUGACCAUUUUUCAGUAACAACUGAGAUAUUUUCUUGAGAUGAUCGUCAGAAAAGCAGUCGGUGGAGAGAACUUGAAUGCUGAUGGAUCUGUUUUGUGCCUUUGUGUACAUCCUGCUCAUCAGGCUGAGGAUGAGACUUGGCAGUGUUUUCCAGCUGUGCUUUUCUGAAGUCUUGGUGGCUGAUGGUUCUGCAUUCCCUCUGCCCAUCCAGAAAAGGAAGUCAGUUUGUGUACCUGUCUGAUUAUUUUUCUGACUAGGAAUGUGUGAUAGAAAUUGCCUUACGUUAUUUUGGGGUGGCCUGAAGGUAGAAUGCUAACUUGUGAUUCAAGAUGAUUUUCUGUGUGCUCAGAAGGCCACAGUAGCAUCCCUUUACUUAAUUAGGCUUGUCAGCAGUGGCUCUUCAAGCUAUUUGUUGACAUCAAAUGAUCCUGUCAUGGCCUCUCAGUCAAAUUAUGCAGACAGAAGAACUGAUUCAGUGGUCUUUAUCAGAUACUGUUUUACAUUAAUUGUAUUUAUAACUUUUAUAUCUAAAUGAAAAUAAACUAAUUUAUAUAUUGAAAAGUC
Molecule: messenger RNA, 3530 nt
Organism: Corvus hawaiiensis (hawaiian crow)
Lineage: Eukaryota; Metazoa; Chordata; Aves; Passeriformes; Corvidae
Gene: TULP3
Product: TUB like protein 3
Exons: 11
Coding region: 67-1461 (464 amino acids)
Biological process (GO): protein localization to cilium
Cellular component (GO): cilium
Source: RefSeq, a predicted model, not a curated record